AUGCGUGAAGAUCCUGUUACUGUUUCACCAUUUUCAAAUAGGAAACAAGAAUGUAAAUAUGGUUCCAGUUGCCGUGAACAAUCCGAUCCAAGACAUUGCGACCAUUUUCACCAUCCUACAAGAACAUCAUUAUUUGUUCCAUCGGCUACGGCUAGUAGUCACUUAUCAAAUAUGAACUCAGAUACUACACGUUCAUCGCGUAUUCAUACAAAUCAUGGUGAUAAUGGCAUGCAAAAAGCUUAUAGUAUUGGUGGUGCGAUAGCUUUAGAAAGAUUGAGCCAACAGGAUCAAACAACAAUAAAAAAUAUGCGUGAGGAUGCUGUUAUUGUCGUACCAGGCACCUAUGACCAUAUUGAUCAAGUAUUGACGAAACUUAAUUUAAAAUUUACCACUGUUCAACAGCAUGAAUUAAUGAAUUAUCCAUUGAAAACUUAUCAAACAGUAUAUAUUAAUUGUGCCUCCAACUUUCCUAGAGAAGCUGCUUAUCGUUUACGAGAAUUCGUUGAAAAGGGUCUUCAUAUAAUAACAACCGAUUGGGCAUUAAGAAACGUUUUACAAGUAGCGUUUUCUGAUUUCGUUACACAUAAUGGAAAAUCUACACACGAUGAAGUUGUUGGUAUUGAAGUAGUAGAUCCUAAUCAUGCAUUUGUUAACGGUUUCAUAUUAGCAGCUACACAUGCUGAACCACAAUGGUGGCUUGAAACUGGAUCACAUCCGAUUGAAAUUGUUGAUAAAAAACGAGUUAAAGUUCUUAUUCGUUCACAGGCUUUAUAUGACAAAUAUCAAUCUGAUGCUGUUAUUGUUACAUUUGAUUGUGGACAAGGUAAUGUUACACAUAUGAUUUCACAUUUUUAUUUACAACGUUCCGACACACCUAAUGCUCGUCAUAAGAUGUCUGCUCAACAAUAUGCACAAGACAUUAAAGCAUCAGAUAAUAUUACCAAACUAAUUAGUAAAGAUGGUCAAAAUUUGAACUAUGCUCAGAUUCAAUCAUCAGCAACUUCAGCUCAAUUUAUUUAUAAUCUAGUUUCGAAUCGUCUUAACUCUACAAAUCAAUCGACUUCAUCAACACAUAGUCGAAAAAAUUUUCAAUAA
Messenger RNA from Rotaria sp. Silwood1, 1095 nucleotides. Lineage: Eukaryota; Metazoa; Rotifera; Eurotatoria; Philodinida; Philodinidae. The record is from the annotation of a GenBank genome assembly.